UUAUUUAAGAUUUGACCUUCACGGAUUCAGUCCUCUCCGCCUCGCGCCCUCUCUCGUUUUCCUCCGCUCUCGCUCCGCUUCCGCCGUCGGAACUCAGAGAGAGGGGUGGGUAGGGCGACUGAGAGAUGGGCCACGCGCUGAGCUGCGCUGGAUCGACCCGCGACCGUGACUUCUUCGCUUCAGUCCGAGCAGGCCGCUUGGAGUCAGUGCGCACCGCCGUCCGACAAGAUCCCUCCUUGCUCCUCCGCGAGAUCUUCUUCGAUCGCCUUUCCGCUCUCCACAUCGCCGCCGCUAGUGGUCAUGUGCAGAUCUUGUCGAUGAUCCUGGAGAAGUCUUCCAAUCCUGAUAUAGUUAAUCGGCACAAACAGACUCCACUGAUGCUGGCUGCGAUUCAUGGGAAGAUAGCUUGCGUGCAAAAGCUGCUUGAGGCUGGCGCAAAUAUUCUGAUGUUCGAUUCGUUAAAGGGAAGAACUUGCCUACAUCAUGCUGCCUACUAUGGCCAUUCAAAUUGUCUGGAAGCCAUUCUCUCGGCAGCCCAAUCCACUGCCGUUGCAGAUUCUUGGGGAUUUGCCCGAUUUGUAAAUGUUGGGGAUGAAAGUGGGGCGACACCUCUACAUCUUGCAGCAUGGCGAAGACGGACUGACUGUGUCCAUGUACUCUUAGACAACGGGGCUCUUGUUUGCGCUUCCACUGGGGGAUAUGGUCAUCCUGGGAGAACACCUCUACAUUUGGCUGCUCGUGGAGGAAGUUUGGAUUGUGUUCGUGAGUUGCUUGCAUGGGGCGCUGAUCGGCUCCAGAGGGAUUCAUCUGGGCUAAUACCAUAUUCUGUAGCUAUAAAGCACAACCAUGGAGCUUGUGCAGCUUUGUUAAAUCCAUCUGCAGCAGAACCUCUGGUUUGGCCUUCUCCAUUGAAGUGCAUCAACGAACUUGAUCCGGAUGCAAAGGCUCUUCUAGAAAUAGCUCUAAUGGAGGCUAACAAGGAAAGGGAGAAGAUGAUAUUGAAUGCAACAGAAGAAUUGUUAUCAUCUCCUGCAAAUGUGGAAGAAGCAUUUGAUGAUGAUGCUUCUGAGGCAAGUGAUACGGAUCUGUGUUUCAUCUGCUUCAGCCAAGUCUGCACCAUUGAAGUUCAAGACUGUGGGCAUCAGAUGUGUGCUCGUUGCACGUUAGCUCUUUGCUGUCACAACAAACCCAACCCCACAACCUUGUGCACGCCCUCUCCAACAUGCCCUUUCUGCCGCAGCAACAUUGCUCGACUAGUGGUCGCGAAAACAAAGGCCAUAGACAAGGAGGAGAAGGGCACUGACUAUAAGCUGAGGAGAUCCAAGAGGCCGGGGAAUUUUAGUGGGGGAAGUAGUAGCUUCAAGGGCGUGGCCUUGUCUAUGGGAUCAUUUGGUAGGAUGGGUCGCUCGGGGCGCAUAAUGAGCAGUGAAGAUAUGGAGGAUAAACCAAUGUAAGUGUGUUUCAACAGUUUCCUAGCUACCAGUUUUGGCACUCCAAUAAAAUCUUGCAGAUGGAGUCCAUUCCUUGUGUAGAUUCUCACUCUGAAGCCAUUAAAUAAGCAGAGCAGAAUGAUGUUGCCCAGUCUAUCAAGAUCGAAGAUUAUGUUCUUUAAGAAAGAUAAAGUUUGUAUGUUCACAUAUCUAAAUAGCUUCAGAACCAUUUAUCAGAAUAUAUAUAUAGAGAGAGAGAGCCAUUUCGCAAGCUCUCCUACAGCAUGAAAGCUUUACAAUGUGAAUGAGCAUUUCAUUUUCCAAUUUCAAGCUUAGUAUUCACCCAA
Molecule: messenger RNA, 1777 nt
Organism: Zingiber officinale
Lineage: Eukaryota; Viridiplantae; Streptophyta; Magnoliopsida; Zingiberales; Zingiberaceae
Product: E3 ubiquitin-protein ligase XB3-like
Exons: 8
Coding region: 126-1454 (442 amino acids)
Molecular function (GO): protein binding
Source: RefSeq, a predicted model, not a curated record